CCGUCGACAAACCAAGAAAGCCUGGGUUGUUGGUAAAAGGGCAAAAUGACGUGCUUCCUUCUAAACCAGAAAGCCGUUGUCGGUAGGUCAUCGUCGUUAUCAAGGAACCAAUAAGAAAACACACAAACACACAAGUUUUCUUCUUUUCCCUCUUCACUCCGUAAAACCCUCGCAAACAACUUCAAUGGAGGUUCUUAUGCACACUCGAUCGCCAUACCAUCUUACGCUCAUCUUCCCCAAAAGUAGCAUUAAGAUCUCCACCAAGUUCCCUUUCCUUUUUCAAACCUCAACCACCUCCCGUCGACUUCAUCACACUUCCUUCUUCGUCGCCGCAACCAGUACCCCUCUUCCACUUCCUCCAACUUCACCAGUUUCCCUUGAACAGCCUGGAGGGAAGAUGGUGGUGGAGCUGGUGGGGACAUUCAAUGAGCUAACCGAUAGGAUGAAGAACAGUAAUCACCAAUUGCUCUCCACCAGCUCUUCUGGAUUGCUCUUCAAAACCCUAAAACUUUGUCUCCCGAUUUUACAGACUCUACCUCUUGCUCCCGAUGGUCGUUCCCCUCUCUCCCGUGCACUAUCCGCAGCUAUCCUUCUCGCCGAUCUUCAGAUGGAUGCGGAAGUUAUUUCUGUUGGUAUUUUACGUGAAGUUCUUGAAGCAAAUGCCCUAACAAUGUACCAAAUAAAGGAUAGAAUCGGUAUUAGCACUGCUCAUUUAUUACACGAAACCUUUCGAGUCAAACACAUCGCGUCCAAAAUCGACAUAUACGAUGAAGAAACCGCUUCCGCCCUUCGAAAAUUUUGUCUAACAUAUUACGAUGUACGCGCCUUAAUUCUUGAUCUUGCCCUUAAGCUGGAUAAAAUGAGAAACCUAAAUCACCUCCCACGAUACCUACAACAAAUGGUAUCUCUUGAGGUUAUGAAGAUCCAUGCUCCAUUAGCACACGCUAUAGGGACAAAUUCUUUAUCACUCGAACUCGAAGAUCUUUGUUUUCGUUAUUUGUUUCCAUACUCCUAUCUUCACGUAAACACAUGGUUAAGAAGCCACGAAACCGGAAGUAAACCGAUAGUAGACAUUCUCAAGGAACAACUGCUCCAACUGCUGAAAUCGGAUUCGGUUUUAGGGGAAAUGGUGGAUGGGAUAUCGGUUGAGGGUAGGUAUAAGAGUCAUUAUAGCACUAUGAAGAAGUUAUUGAGAGAUGGGAGAAAGCCAGAGGAGGUGAAUGAUAUUUUAGGGUUACGGGUUAUAUUGAAGCCUUCGUUGAAGUUGAUUAGGGAAAAUGAAUGUGAGAAAGUGUGUUAUAGGGCUCAAGAGGUGAUUAGGGGUUUGUGGAAUGAGGUGCCAAGUAGAUCAAAAGAUUAUAUUUCACAACCUAAAGCAAAUGGUUAUAAGAGUUUGCAUAUGGCGGUUGAUGUUAAUGGUGGUGGUGGGGUUAGACCGCUAAUGGAGAUACAGAUAAGGACCGAAGAGAUGAAUACAUUUGCAUUGGAUGGAAUGGCUUCACAUGCUUUUUACAAAGGUGGUCUUACUAAUCCUGAAGAAGCGAAACACCUGAAGACUAUUAUGAUUGCUGCUGCAGAAUACGCUGCAUUGCGCUUAAAAGAUUUUAUUUCCACAAACCCUAAAAAUCAUGUGAUUGAUGACGGGAAUCGGAAUCGUGUAUUCCGAUUCCUGGACAAGAAUGGAGAUGGUAAAAUUAGCAUUGAGGAGCUCACGGAAGUGAUGAUAGAGCUUGGUGCACAAGGGGAUGAUGCACGUGAGAUGAUGCAACUCCUUGAUGCAAAUAGUGAUGGUUCUUUGAGUUCCGAUGAAUUUGAUAUGUUCCAAAAACAGGUUGAACUAAUGCGGGGUUUAGAAGAUAGAGAUGAUGAAUACAAGACGAUGUUAAAUGAGAAGCUUCAAGUUACAGAUGGCAGUGGUUUGAUCCAGGUGUACCGAAAAGAACUUGAAGAUAGGCUUGCCAUAAGUUAGGCAUGCUUAUGUAUAUGUAUAUACAAAUUAUAUAAUUAUUUAAGAACCCAUGUUUUAAUUUAAUGUGGUUUUUGAAUCUGACCCUUGGCUGUAAAUAAACAUUGUAAAGUGGUGUAUAUUCGGAAAACAAGAUUGCCAGAUAAGUUAGUGUAUAUAUGUUGUUUUUUGAAAGGUGUGAGAG
Molecule: messenger RNA, 2150 nt
Organism: Lactuca virosa
Lineage: Eukaryota; Viridiplantae; Streptophyta; Magnoliopsida; Asterales; Asteraceae
Source: the annotation of a GenBank genome assembly